UGGAAGAAAAGUGUUAUGGAUACGUUAAAUAUGCUCGUAAAAUGCAAUUUAAAUUACGAUUUGUUUGUAUUGUGACAGUUUUUGUUUGUUUUAGUAUAUUGCUACAAAUUAAAACGCUGCCAUGAUAAUAGAAUGGGUUGAGACAGAAGAAUUCAUUCCAAGUUUCGACUUCCAUUUUUAUCUCAUAUUUCGGUUUUUAUCCUCAAUUACUGUAAUUCCCUAACAUUUUUUUAUUUGUUUCAUCCUCAAUUAAAACAUCUACUUGGUUAUCGCUCACUUAAAUAAAAUGUCUUAUGUCUUCCGCUCUUUUCACACAUUUUUAAAGCCAAUUAUGUCAAAUAUACGGAAUAAUUGUUUUAACGGUAUUAAAACUAAAAAUUUUAUAAAAGUUGUUGACAAUGAGGAUAAAAGAACUGCUUUAGUCAUUAUGCAGAAAUUGCCUGUAAAUAGUUUAAGUUUGGAGUUCAUGGAAGAAUUAAGAUUGACAAUCAAAGAGCUAGAAGAGAGAGAAUUUAGAGGUGUGAUUAUAACUUCUAGUGCACCAACAGUGUUUUCUGCUGGACUGGACCUCACAGAACUUUUUCACCCUGAAGAAAGCCGACUAAGGUCUUUUUGGAGGGCAUUGCAAGAAUUAUGGAAAACUAUUUAUGUCUCACCUUUAAUUACUAUAGCUGCUGUAAAUGGGCAUGCACCUGCAGGUGGAUGUUUGUUAUCGCUUAGCUGUGAUUACAGUAUAAUGGUCAAGGCUGAAAACGCAAAGAUUGGAUUACCUGCAACUAGAAUCGGUAUUUUUGCUCCAAAGUGGUUUGCAUCUAUGUAUAUAAAUGCCUUAGGAUUUCGGAGGGCAGAACAUGGGGUAAAAUUAGGCUUAGUGUUUUCUCCUGAAGAAGCUUUGAGAUAUAAUAUUGUAGAUGAGUUAGUAGACUCUGUUGCUGAUUUAUUACCUAAAGCUGAACAGGAAAUGGAUGAUUGGUUGAAAAUUCCGAAAUCAGCUUGGUAUAAAGCAAAAUUGAACUUUCGAAAAUCUGAGGUUGAUGACUUGAAUAGAUAUCAAGAAGAAGAAAUUGAAGAAGUUGUUAAACUUAUUUAUCUAGAGGAAACUCAAAAUAAUUUAGCCAAAUACUUUGAAAAUUUGAAGCAUAAAAGUCAGUGAAUUUAAUUAGAUUCAUUUUAAUCGGAUUAAGAAUUUGAAAUGCUUUUAGUAUGAAAUUUGAAGUGUAAAAGUUUGUGGAUUUAAUUAUAGAUUACCUGCAAAAUGAUUAUGAAGUAUGUAAUGUAAUAUUUUAAAAACAAGAAAAUAAGAGUACUUUUAUUUAACUUAACUUAUAAACUUAUUCUAUUGAUGUAUGAUUUUUCAUAAAUUUAAAAAAAAUUUAUUGUCUCAUUGUUUACAAAAAUAUCAAACUAGCCUAAAAAUUUAUUCUAUCCAGGUUUUAGAUUCAUGUUAAUUAAAAUUAUUUUUUAUUAUUGUAACUCUGGCCAUUGGAAAUAAAAAAAAGUAUUUGCUAUUGUUAUUAAGAAAUGUAAAUUAAGUUGAAAGAAAGCUUCACUCAAAUAAAAAGUAAUAGGACAUUUUAUCCUUUCUUAUUAUUAUGUUAAAUAAAUAACUGGUAGUAAACCCAUUUAUUUCUAAGUUGCUUUCGGGAGGAGUAAAAUAUUUGUGACUACCAUGGAUUAUUAUUAUUAUUUAUAUUUUUUGAAAAAGAACUUGUUUAAAGUGUCUUUUGUGAUUAAUGAUUUUGUAUAUUUUAUUUUAAUAACAUAAUAAAUAUUUUUAAAAAUUUUCUUGUUUAAUAAAUAAAUUGUUUGCUGUUGAAGAACAGAUUUUUUUUUUUAAAUUUUUUUAUUUUUAAAAAUGCAUUUUAUUUUUACAUAGUUGUGUUAAGAAAUAUAAUGCCAAAGUUUAGAAUCUUUCAAAAAUUAUUUUUAUAGUCUAUGUUAAAAACAAAAAUCGCAUAUUAUUUUUAUAAAAUUUUUGUUUAGAAUUCCUUCGUGUCAUAUUUUUGUGCAAAGUGUGUUUGAUUGUUGUAAACUGUUAUGCAUAUUGAGAAAACAGAUGCUGUUGGUCAAUUGGUUAAUCAAUGUUUUCAUUUUAUACAUGAACAGUUUGAAUAUUCAUCAAGUGCAUUAUUUUGCCAACUGUGAUUCAGGUUAUAAUAUAUGAAAUCAUAGUGUUGUAUGAAUUUAUUUGUUAAUGACAAGUGUUUUGCAUAAA
Molecule: messenger RNA, 2215 nt
Organism: Parasteatoda tepidariorum (common house spider)
Lineage: Eukaryota; Metazoa; Arthropoda; Arachnida; Araneae; Theridiidae
Product: enoyl-CoA delta isomerase 1, mitochondrial
Biological process (GO): fatty acid beta-oxidation
Cellular component (GO): mitochondrion
Molecular function (GO): catalytic activity
Source: RefSeq, a predicted model, not a curated record